CCGCCACUAUCGACAAAACAUUGUGUUGGGUAGAUUUUUUACCUACAUGCAUAAUAUUCUUAAAGGGCUGGACUGUCUUGAUGGCCGAGGCCCUUCGCCUUCGGUAUCCCCUUACCCUUGCUAAUUCACAACAUAAAGUUCACUACUCAUUCAACGUGUAAUUUGAUACCCUUUUUCGAUGGUGGUGUAACAAAGCUGGAGCGGCGUAAUAGGCGGGCGAUGACCGUCAGGGCGCUUCUAGCGCUCUUUGCCUUGGCGAUAGCUGCCCUUCCUGCUGCCGUUUGUGGCCUACAAGGUCAAACCGGCGAUGCCGAUAAAGCUGGCACCGUGUCUGGCACUAUUAUGAUGAUGAUGUCGUCGGCGCAAGAUGGCAGCGACCAGACGCUGUACUACUUGGAGGCCGAUGAUGGCCGGUUCUACAGGCUGUCUUUCUGCAGCAACGUGACGCUGGAAGUGCUCUCAGCAAAUUCGCGCGCCACCAUCACGUAUACGGAGGCAGUCGGUGGCGUGUUAACAUCCUGCCAGCCUCCAAAGUUCGAACAGCAGACACGCCGGCGUUUGUUUGGGGAUACGAAUACCACCCCAACCAAGCCCACGUUCCUGGUCUUCCUCACUACUCUCUGCAACUCCUCAGUCGACACUGUGGCCGCCACUCCGGCGGACGUCCUCAAUCUUUUCACUGGUUCUGGGCCCACUGCCCCCAACCGGACCCUGGCUGGCUACUACGACACUUGUUCGUACCGCCAAGCCCGGGUAACAGAGUCGCAGAUUAAAAUCGUAACUGACCCGCAUCAGCCGGGGCGGCCCAUUGCGAUCCCCUGCAACGGCUCGCUGCAACUGUCGUUUACGUUCCCGACUGGCAACAACUUUGACACGUCCACCUGUGCCAACGACAACUUGGUAAAGUGGCAGUACUACCUGAACACCGUUGCUGCACAACAGAACAUCACCAACACUGACUACAACCACCAAAUUAUGAUACUGCCUAAAAACUUUGUGAGCACCGUUAAAGAUUGCGGUGGCAUUGCGGGAUCAGCGUCUAUCGGUCCCUGGUUCCGGCGCUACACUGCCAACAACACAUGGGGCACCGGCCUCAUCUGGUGGAGUGGCGACGUGUUCGGAGACCUUGAGGUUCUGUUUCACGAGAUUGGCCACACGCUGGGGAUGGCGCAUGCCAACGUGCCUGGGGGAUGCGGCACUUACGACCAAUGCGACAACACCUGCUUCAUGGGCGCAGCUGGAGGGCAGGGCAUCCGGUGUUUGAACCCACCGCACAUGUGGCAGUUGGGCUGGGGACAGCCCUUCCAGACAUUCAACGAUUCGGACCUGGGCUUCGGCAAGCUGCAUGGCUUGCUUCUUCCUCCGCACCUCAGUACGACCCGUGGGUCGGUCGCCCUGUCCCUAGCUAACAUGACCGACAAGCCGCAGAUCUAUAUCUCCGCCAGGAUCAACGUACCACCGUACGAUCUUCCCUUUGCCAAAUAUCAUGACGGCAAGCCCUUUGUUAUCGUACAUUACUACAACGGUACGGCAACUGCGCCGUACCAAAACACCUUCCUUGUCGGAACCGUGAGUCUCGGCGGGAACUACACGGACGUGGCCAGCGGCCUGGUGGUGUACUUCAACUCUUGGAAUCCGAGCAGCGGUGCCAGCGUGACGAUAUGCCGGCGGAAAGCCACCUCAGAACAAGUUUGCAAUGACGGCUUGGACGACGAUUGCGAUCUGCUUCCAGAUUCGCUCGAUCCAGAUUGCCGUACUCUGCCGCCGCCGCCGCCUUCAAGGACCAUCAACACAGGCGGUGUAAGCCAGGGCAGCACCGCCAAGCCUCCUAGCCCCCAGCCGCCCUUACCGGCGCCCUCCCCCCACACCUCCUUGUCGCCCCCCACUCACUCACCACCCCCGUCACCUGCGCCACGCACCAUUACGACACGUAAGUCGCCUCCGUCGCCAGCCGUCCCGUCACCCUUCCCACCAAAUGUUCCACCCAUGCUUCCUGACGUCCCUCCGCCCCCAAAGAGGGUUGUCACCCGUCGGCCGUCUCCAUCCGCUGCUGUGGCUUCUCCCUCCUCCUCUUCGCCCCCGCCUCUGCGACCGCCCACAUCUCCUGAUCCUCCGCCGCCUCAGCCGCCAGCAGAGCCUGCUCAGCCAUCAGCACCCCCCCCCGACCUGCCGCCACCCUCAUACCCGCCGCCACCACCUCCGCCGCCACCGCCACCUCCGCCGCCGCCACCAUUGCCCUCACCACCCUCUCCACCGCCGCCACCGCCGUCGCCACCUCCGUCACCCUCGCCGCCACCCCGGCCACCAUCACCACCUCCGCUGCCACGGCCACCCCCGAAACCACCAUGCCCUCCGCAGCCCCCGCCAUCCCCACCAGCCCCCCCAUCCCCAUCUCCAUCCCCGCCGCUGCCACCCCAGCCGCCGCCCCCAACACCUCCGUCACCCAGAGCCCCGCGUGCCCCUCGCUCCCCACGACCUCCCAAGCCACCCUCUGCGCCACCGCCGCAGCCGCCAUCACCACCGCCGUCUCCAUUGCCGCCGUCAUCGCCGCCGCCGUUUCCUCUGCCGCCGCCGUCGCCGCCGCCGUUGGCCCCCUCCCAACCUCCGGAUGCGCCGCCGCCGCAGCCCGACAUUCCGCCACCUCCCAAAAACCCCAAGCGGCGACCGCCCCCGAGCCCUCCGGAGUCCCUGUUACCCCGACCGCCCCCACCAUCGUCGUCAUCAUCGUCGUCUUCAACUUCGCCUCCGCCUCCGCCGCAAAUAUUUGGCGACGAUUGGUGGCUUUGGAGACGGCGGCAAUAACGGUGACAGAAAGACAGACGGUAAUACCAGGGAACAACAGUAAGCGGUGAUGGCAGGUGGCAGCAAUCGCUGAAUGGCAUAUGUCAAGCAAGAGGAUGGUGAUAAGCCUUCCUAUGCAUGGAUUGCAUGGAUGGCGAUAGGGAGUAGGUUUUAGUGCAUGGGUUGAGGUUGGGAAGGCGGAAUGGGGAAGUUGCAUUUCCUUGUGCGUUUUAGGUUUGGCGCGUUUAGACGGAGAAAAAGGGUACUGAAUGACGUCCAAUGAUGGAGAAAAAGCGGACAUCUAGACACAUGCAGGCGGGCAUGGGAUAAGCGCACGUGGGACAAGCAGGCUUGGUGCAUGGACAGUGCUUGCCGGCAAUGACUAAUGUGAUGUUGGGUGGCACGGCAGGUUGACAUGAUUUGGAGAUUCAUGUGACAUUGCUGCCGGUGGUGCAGCAUUCGUGCAUGCGGAUUAACAACACCGAUGCUGCCGUAGAGACAGCGCCCGACUGCUGGCGCCAUCCCUAGAGUCUAACUGUGUUCACGACAAAGGAAAAUGCCGCCAUGACUGUUCUGGGCUGCAACUUAGUACGGUGUUGGUGGUGAUCCGAGCAAGGUGCCUUUUGUUUGGGAACCAAGGGUCGGUCGCUCAAGUUCAUGGCCGUUGUGUUGCCAUGGUUACGUUACCGGGGGGUGUGUAUCCGUACUUGAGGGUUUAGCCAUAUGGGGUAAUGUUGGGGUUUUAGAGGGUGGUUGGACGCCUAACGGGCGCUGGAGCAGUAAUACUACUAGUGCGGGUUAACUGGGUUAUUGCCGCAAUUAACUUAGUAUUAACGUUCGUUAAUACACUUAACGUUCAUCAGUACAAUUAACGUUAAUACAAUUAAUCUCCUUGUCUACUAGUGCAAUAGUCCUUAAAAACACGUGAUGUCUAGAUCUUUAUUCUCAAACUAGUUCCUAGUGCGUGCUCUCUAAGUUGUGGGUAAGGCUUUAGUGGAGGAGGGUGGCGUAUGCAAAGGGUCCCUUCGUCUCAGUGUGUGCGGUUGCCUACCUGCACGUGACAAACACUGGCCCCUUUGCUGGUGCCUUUUGCUACGGAUGGUGAGGGGUUAACAAUGGUAACUUGUUUAGCGUGAUACCUAGAAGCGUACAACCGUAUGUUUAGUAAUGGUGUAAUGGAACUGCUGCUUGCGGUUGUUGUAUUGUAGCCUGCCCUUGCCUCAUUGGGUUUUGUACGCGGGCACACAUGGAAAGCUAGCAUCUUGCUUCCGCUUGCCCUGUGGUGUGUGAGUGCGCUGGAAUGUAAAACGCCGAUUUGUGUAGCUAUCAAGUGCUCUCUUGCCACUCUGACUCCCAGGCGGAUCAUUCUCAGAC
Messenger RNA from Astrephomene gubernaculifera, 4155 nucleotides. NCBI's taxonomy places the organism in Eukaryota, Viridiplantae, Chlorophyta, Chlorophyceae, Chlamydomonadales, Astrephomenaceae. The record is from the annotation of a GenBank genome assembly.